This is a messenger RNA of Annulohypoxylon truncatum, 1945 nucleotides long. RefSeq lists its product as uncharacterized. Lineage: Eukaryota; Fungi; Ascomycota; Sordariomycetes; Xylariales; Hypoxylaceae. The transcript has 5 exons. The record is from RefSeq and is a predicted model, not a curated record. Bases 142 to 1587 code for a protein of 481 amino acids.
GCCUUUUCUUCAUGCUCUUCCGGUGUUAUAUUCAAGUCUAGGUUCCUGGCGAAUCCUUGUCUCUACCUUAGGUACUUAGGUAGCUUUUCGCUAGAAUAUCUAUUGAGUUUCUCUCUUUACAGGACCAACCGCUUAACCACAAUGGACACUAUGAGUACGCAGUCCUUGAAUUGGACUCUCAUCAACGAGAUGGCCGCUGCUCUCACGCCAGAGCAACGCGAUCAGGCCGAUUGGAGGAUCCGCAAUACCGGAAAGCUCCCAAUGGGCGACUUCCAGAUAGCUAUCGGUUGCCUUUUUGGGCUUGCAUCUGUGGCAUUUUUUGGCCGCAUUACCAUCCGCGUGGUAUCUCGUCGCCGCGUCUUCCUUGACGAUUGCUUUGUUAUCGCCAGCUUCGCAUGCCUAGCUGUUGCAACCGCCAUCUUCUAUAAGCGAGUUUUAAUGAUUUAUACUGUCUUCGCGCUGAUGAGAGGCGAUGUGGUUAUAACAUUGAUGGCUUCUCAAGAGAUUGACGACGUCUAUGCCCAGAUGAACUGGUCUUUCCCUUACAUAACGUUUCUGUGGACAACCAUAUUCAUGGUCAAGCUAUGCUACUGCGCAUUCUUUCGCAUACUUCUACAGUCCAUGCCAAAGGCUCUCAUACGAUACUAUUGGAUUACGGUUGUUGCGACGGUCGUUUCUUGGAUGUACCUGGUGUUGCAACAGCUGAUAGUCUGUCCAUACUUCGGAUCGAAUUCAUUCAAGUGCUUUCCCACCCUUGCUGUGUCUGAAACGGUGUUGAAUUUCACUUUUUGGAUUGGGCCAGUUCUCGACACUCUGACGGACGUCGCGGUUGUCUCGAUCCCUAUUCUUAUCCUCCGUAAAUCUCAGAUGGAGAUGCUAACCAAGAUCGGACUUGGCGUCUUCCUUUGCCUCUCACUGUUUAUGGUGGCGUGCUCCAUAACACGCGCGGCCGGCACGUACUAUAACGACACACUUGACAGUCCAUGGCAGGUUUUCUGGCUACAUACUGAGGCAUGCGUUAGUGUGCUAAUGGCCUCCAUCACCGUCUACCGAUCAAUACUUGUCAAUUCAAGCAAGUUUUCUAGUAGCUUUCAGAAAUUUUUGAACAGGAUCAUAGAAAAGCGCGAAUCUGACAAGCUCGUGAACUCGAAGACGCUCACCAAAAAGGCACAGUUCGGUCGAUUUUUGCUUUCAAAGAUACCCAACGCAACACUUACCGGCCUUGCUACCAUGUUUGGUGGACCUGAUCAUACUCAAGAAGUAGACAACGACAUGUCCAUGCUGAACUCAACUUUCGAUAUGAGAGAGACAGAUUACCAUGAGCACCUUGGAAAGCCGCAGCCACGACCUAUGCCAUCUGUGCCAUCAUCUCGGAAUAUGGGCGAGAGCAUGGGCUCUCGAGAGGAAUCAUGGAAAGCGUCUCUAGCCAGUACUCGUGUCGCGAAUGAACAAGCUACUGAAGAGCAACAACGCCCCCGAAACCGUAUUGCUGCUUUCUUUCUGCAUAUUCUAUUCCCCUCGUCACACCGUGUGAUCCUGCAGCAUCGAAGUGUCGAGACAGGGCAGCCCAGCACUGAUGUCUCUUGAUCCAUAAGGCUUGGCAUCGCAAAAACUAUCCAGUCACCUUUAAGUUGUCUUAGGGGAAACGAUGACAUGAUUGCUCGGAUAACAGGAAUAAUUUCGUAUGAUUACAGGUAUUGAAUUAUCAGAAAUUGGAUGGAGAAAGGUAACAUUCGUUCAUAUGUCGUUUAGAUUCAUCCCACGUAUAGUUCCUCUACGAAUGGAAUAUGUCAAUUAUUUGUAAUCUCUGGUGGAGAGGUGUGACCACCCUUAGAACUGCAGUGUUCCCGUCUUAGCGCUGAUUGUUUCUUCAGCUUGUACGACUUUGUUGGUAUCAGUAGGUACUGAAAGGGGGAGUAAACGAUGUUGUAUUUCUUAAGUUUAA